Nematolebias whitei (Rio pearlfish) is the source of this 1486-nucleotide messenger RNA. RefSeq names its product mitochondrial import receptor subunit TOM40 homolog. Gene Ontology annotation, biological process: protein import into mitochondrial matrix. The record is from RefSeq and is a predicted model, not a curated record. The coding region runs from base 110 to 1132 and encodes 340 amino acids. The transcript is spliced from 9 exons. NCBI's taxonomy places the organism in Eukaryota, Metazoa, Chordata, Actinopteri, Cyprinodontiformes, Rivulidae. Gene Ontology annotation, molecular function: transmembrane protein transporter activity. Gene Ontology annotation, cellular component: mitochondrial outer membrane; mitochondrial outer membrane translocase complex.
GGGCGCUUGAGACCUACGGCCACGGACGUUGUGGUGAACUUUGCCGGUGUUGAAGUAUCCUCCGAACACUAAUCGUCUACUCUGUGUUCCAGUCUGUUCCAGCCUGAGAAUGGGCAGUGUGUUAGCUGCUGCCUCACCCAGUCCAGCCCCUGCUGCAGCUGGAGGUGUUCCUGGGGUUCCAGGUUUGGUCUCAGUCCCUCCUGGGUUCACUAUGCCCUCAGUGUCUUCAGUCCCUCCAACAUCUGAAUCUGGUCAGAAGUCUGCAGAUUCGUCGCUUCAAAACCCAGGCACAUACGAGGAGUGCCAUCGAAAGUGUAAAGAGGUGUUCCCUCUCCAGAUGGAAGGGGUACGAUUAGUGGUUAACAAGGGUUUAAGUAACCACUUCCAAGUCAGCCAUACCAUUACCCUGAGCACUCUGGGCGAUUCUGGUUAUCGAUUUGGUGGCACAUACGUUGGUAGUAAACAAACUGGACCAGCAGAGUCAUUUCCAGUCAUGGUUGGAGAUAUGGACAACACUGGCAGUCUUAAUGCCCAAGUCAUCCAUCAGCUUACAAAUGCUGUACGCUCCAAAAUAGCCAUUCAGACUCAGCAGCAUAAGUUUGUGAACUGGCAGUGUGACAUGGAAUAUCGUGGUCAGGACUUCACCACAUCUGUGACACUCGGAAACCCAGAUGUUCUCGUUGGAUCUGGUAUAAUAGUUGCUCACUAUCUCCAGUCAAUCACACCAGCACUGGUUCUGGGCAGUGAGCUGGUGUACCACAAAAGACCAGGAGAGGAAGGGACUGUCACCUCCCUAUUGGGCAGGUACACAGGUGACAACUUUGUUGCAACUCUAACUUUGGGAGGAACUGGAGCUCAUGCUACAUACUAUCACAAAGCAAAUGACCAGUUACAGGUAGGAGUUGAAUUUGAAGCAAACACAAGGAUGCAGGACACAACAACUACUUUCGGUUAUCAGCUGGACCUUCCCAAAGCUAAUUUGCUUUUUAAAGGCACAGUUGACAGUAAUUGGGUGGUUGGGGCAACUCUUGAAAAGAAACUCAUUCCACUUCCUCUCACACUGGCCCUGGGGGCUUUCCUCAACCAUCGUAAAAACAAGUUCCAGUGCGGCUUUGGAGUCACUAUUGGCUAGAGGUGCACAGACUGCCUGGAACCAGCUCACAGACAGCAGCUUGUACUGGCACAGAGACACAAGAACCUGAACUAUGUUUUAGGAAAUGAAUUCAAAGACUCUCUUCCAACUUUGAUUUCCGGGGCUAAUAGAGAGACGAAGACAACUACCAAGAAGCCAGGACUGGCCAAGCCAUGCCUACAUACUGUAGCACACAUGUCUUUCCUGUAUAAUGUUUUGGAUAUACUGAGACGUUAGAGUGAUGUAUAUCAGCGGGCUUAAGAUGAUGCAUGAGAACGUGAUGUGAAAUUUAAAGUACGUGGUACAGUAUGGUAUAAUAUAUUAUGAUCAUGUAUGGGUUGAAAUAAAUGUGAU